Messenger RNA from Sphaeramia orbicularis (orbiculate cardinalfish), 1409 nucleotides. It is a transcript of the gene ermn, whose product is annotated as ermin. Gene Ontology annotation, biological process: regulation of cell shape; actin filament organization. The transcript is spliced from 2 exons. The coding region runs from base 194 to 1111 and encodes 305 amino acids. NCBI's taxonomy places the organism in Eukaryota, Metazoa, Chordata, Actinopteri, Kurtiformes, Apogonidae. The record is from RefSeq and is a predicted model, not a curated record. Gene Ontology annotation, molecular function: actin filament binding.
GGUAGUGCACACUAGAGAGCUUGGUCUUGCACAGCUGAUUGAAAGGCAGAACAGAUUCUCUCUUUUCUGUUUGACAAUGUAAGGUAAUGAGUUUUGUUCAAUCACGACAAUGCAAAGUCACAGGUUCUUCACCUAAUUCUGGAAAGGAUCUGACAAAAGCAGCUGAGGCCAACAGAGAACUUUGAGAUAUUGGAUGGAGAAGAUGGAGAAGAGCACGACUCCAAACGUUCCAAAUCUCAAUGAGGAUGCGCUGGCGUGUCAGGUGCUGGAGAUCAUCGGUGGGAUCACGCUUCGGGCCCUCCAGAACCUCGAAGGGCCCGAGGAAAGAGACGUGUGGUCGAUGGAGGAGGGGGAUGACUCUGUGUUCUACAGUGAUGACGAUGCAGCUCAUCAGGACAUAAGAGACAACAAACCAUGUGAGUUUAAUGAGCACAGGAGGCUUGUUAACAGUGAGGCGGAUGAAACACUGGCCCCUCAGAGGGAAGACGAUCUGGGAGGAGGAGACGAGAUAACAGAAGAUGAUGCAGAUACUGAGGUGGAGAAGGAAACGACGCAUCAGGACAUUGUGAAUAACCAAGAGGAGGAACACAAGGCACCUCAGAUAGAUGUGACUGAGCCUGUGGAUCAUUUAGAAACUGCAAAUCCACAUGCAAACAUAGAGGGGACAGUGGAAACCUGUGACCUUAACAACACACCUGUGGACAUGAAGCCUGAACACAACAAACCUACAGAGAAAGCUGAAGUGAAAGAAUCAGUAGAAGCCCAAACUGCAAACCCUGAACGCUUUGAUGUAACUAAUGAGGAAAAGUUUACCGAGGAUGCAACGACGCCAAAACAGAUGUCUAGUGCUGAGCUCCACAUAUCAGAUGACAAGCAGCUUGAGGUGGAUUGGCAGCCAGAGCAGGGCUGCAGCUCCCACGCUCCCCGGGGGCUCAAUCACGACUCCGGUCCAGGCUGCUCCACCCUGCCUCCACGCAAGAAAGCCAGCCACCAGACAUCCUUCAACCACCUUGACUCGUCCAAGUACAGCACCGUGUCCUACCGCAAGAUCCGCAGAGGCAACACCCGCCAGAAGAUAGAGGUGUUUGAGUACAUGACGAUGAAUUUGUGAAAGGAUUGUUUGUGCUUUUUUUUGGUGUUAAAUUAUAACAGCUUCACAAACACAAAAAGAAAAAAGAAGUAAUAUAGGAAAUUGCUCAGAAUUCACAAAUCCUAACAUACCGUUGUGCUCAUAAGUUUACAUACCCUGACAGAAUGCACAUGGGACGUUCUUGGAUGUUCCAACAUGACAAUGACCCGAAACACAAGGACAAGCCGACCUGUCAUUGGCUACAGCAGAAAAAAGUGAAGAUGAAGGAGUGUUCAUCUCAGUCUGAUGACCGAAAUAUCAUUGAGCCACUUUGGGGAGG